Messenger RNA from Penaeus vannamei (Pacific white shrimp), 1071 nucleotides. Lineage: Eukaryota; Metazoa; Arthropoda; Malacostraca; Decapoda; Penaeidae. The record is from RefSeq and is a predicted model, not a curated record.
AUGACUUCAGACGCUCUAAGAACCACUUACUCACCGGGCAGCAGUUCCACGUGGACAGCGACUAGUGACUUAAACCAGACCGACCACACAACAUCCACAACUGGCAAUACAGAGACAGACACCUACACCAGUCAGACUACUCUACUAGUACCUAGUACCAGUACACACAGUCAGACUACUCCUACUAGUACCACCAGUCAGACUGCUUCUACUAGUACCACCAGUCAGACUACUACUAGUACCACCAGUCAGACUACUCCUACUAGUACCACCAGUCAGACUACUCCUACUAGUACCACCAGUCAGACUACUCCUACUAGUACCACCAGUCAGACUACUCCUACUAGUACCACCAGCCAGACCAUAAUAGGUAGCACUUCUACUCUAGCUGAUGCAACUAGUAAUGACUACCAGACCACAAUAGCCAGUCUUUCGAGUCAGACCACAGGAGACAGUGUUACCAAUCAGACCUCAACUGCAAGUGUUGCCAGUCAGACCUCAGCUGCCAGUGUUACAAACGAGGCUACAACGGAAAGCUCUAGAAGUCAGACCACAAUAGACAGCAUUACUAACCAAACUUCUACUGAUAGUAUUGCCAGCCAGGCAACAACUAGUCUGACCUACCAAAUCACAACAGACAGUAUUACCGACCAAACUACAAUGGAUAGCAUUACCAACCAAAUUACAACGGACAGUGUUGCCAACCAAACCACUACUGACAGUGUUGCCAACCAAACCACAACGGACAGUGUUGCCAACCAAACCACUACUGACAGUGUUGCCAACCAAACCGCAACGGACAGGGUUGCCAACCAAACCACAACGGACAGCGUUGCCAACCAAACCACGACAACUAGUGUUGCCAACCAAACCACGACAGCUAGUGUUGCCAACCAAACCACAACGGACAAUGUGCCAACCAACCACAACGGACAAUGUUGUCAACCAACCCACAACGGACAAUGUUGCCAACCAACCCACAACGGACAGUGUUGCCAGCCAAACCACAGCGGACAGUGUUGCCAACAUUGUUCCGGACAAGACCACAGACCAGACUAUAUUGGCCGCUAA